Dentiscutata erythropus is the source of this 268-nucleotide messenger RNA. The record is from the annotation of a GenBank genome assembly. Lineage: Eukaryota; Fungi; Glomeromycota; Glomeromycetes; Diversisporales; Gigasporaceae.
AUGUUGUUUCAUCUUUAUGUAUUUACGCAAUUUGUUUUUUUUGUUUUUUCACAAUGUAAUUUUAAUACUUCAUAUACAUGUACAGGUCUCUUACAAGGUCAAUAUUGUGGUGGAUAUUCUGGCAUGACUGGAUGUGAUUCUACAAAUGUUUAUGAAUAUAGUUCUCAAGGUCAAGUCUAUAAUUAUGGUUAUAGAGAUUCUUGUGCACAAUGUGGAGGAUUAAUAUGUCCUUCCCAAUCUCAAAAUAAAACUAAUAAUCCAAUUUCAA